GGGAAAAAUGCUUAUUGCAGUGUUAAAUCAGAGGCCCAUUUUCAUGAAUAUGUAUCAUUUUGGGGGAUAAAAUCCAUAUGGCAAAGUCGCCCCUGACCUCCAGGACCAGGAGAGAUCGGCGUGUCCCUCACUGCUCCCGGUGGCCUCUCCCCUCCAUGGCCCCCCUGGCUCACGCCCUGGCACUGCUGGCAAUGACCUUGGCCACUGCAGCCAUUGAUGUGAAGUGGAUGGACACGGCCCCGAACUCCUUCGAUGACCAGUACCUGGGCUGUGGCCCUGCCAUGACCGCGGCGUUGCCGGCCCUCAACCGCUCUGAGUUCCAGAAGAAUCCUCUGUUUGCCGAAGUUUGGCUUAAGGCUGUGGCUGAGUGGAAGGACCGGGGGUCCCGUGUGUCCCCUCUGUCGUCCCCAGCCCAGGCCAUUGCUCUCAGGGCCUACACCAUGGAGGAGAUGCGCUUGUAUCAGGAGUUCAACGCAGCCAUGCGCGAGGCUGGAAGUAGCAGCUGGAAAUACCGGAAUGAAUUCCACUUCAAAUCGCUGCAUUUCCUGCUGACCCAGGCCCUCCAGAAGCUGAGACGACCAAACCAGUGUUAUGAUGUGCACCGGGGGGUGAAGAACACCCAGUUCAAUGUGAAUAAAAAUGACAAAGUCCGCUUUGGUCAGUUUGCAUCAUCGUCCAUGGAUAUAAAGGUGGCCUGGAAAUUUGGGCAUGGCACUAUAUUCAAGGUGAACACGUGCCACGGCGUGGACAUCCAGGGAUUCACCAGCUUUCCAGAGGAGGAGGAGGUGCUGAUCCCACCCUUUGAGACAUUCAAGGUCACCAAUGUGAGCAAGAUAGGGAAUACAAUGGUUAUUGAUCUUCAAUCCACGGGGAACGCCAGCAACUACAACUGCGAGUGGCUGAAAGGUGGGAGCCUCCCCAGGAACUCCCCCCACCUCGGUGGGCUUCUCCUGGCCACCGUGGCCAUGGCAGUGGUCACUGGAACCCUCUGAGCCACGACGCCACCAAGGUUGUUGUGAUCUUGGAGGCCACUGUGGCCACCAUGCCCACAAAUGCCACCAGGACCUGCAGAGAAAAGAGGACACCAAGGCUACCGAGGCUUGUUGUUGUAAGAGAAACAAAAGAAGUGGCCAAGCUCAGGGGAGGAGGGCAUCUGGUUGCACUUCUCUCAUCUGGUGAGACAGAAACUUUAAAGAAUUAAGAAUUUUAGAGGGGUUAUGAUUUUAGUUAGUGAUAAGCUUUUCUGAAAUUAGCUAAAGUAGACAUGUAGGCUUUGCUGAAAUUAAAGGUUCGUAAUUAACUGAGAGAAACUGGGUUUGGGAUCACUCUUCUGUGUUAGAAUAACUGAUGACUUGUCAACUUUAUGUUUUGUUAGCUGUGUUUAUAAUGAAGAAUACAGAACCUGAUCAAUAGCUUUUAGGAACAUAAGGGAAUUGUAGGCCUCCUCUGCACAGAAACCCAUUGAACGGUCAUGAAGACAGGAAAUAGGAGUCCUACCAAGCGUUCAUUUCUCAUAUUUGCAUUGACAUGGUAGAAAGGUCAGAACGAGGAAGACUUCCUUACUUCCUCAUUUUGGGGACCCAUCCCCAUGAAAAGGAGCACCGACCCAUUUCAAAGAACAAACGACGCAUGCUUCAUUGCCUUUUAGCUAAUUAACAUAAGAAGCGGGGAAUGGGAUGUACCAUGGUUAUGAAUAUGCAUUUGCG
Hirundo rustica (Barn swallow) is the source of this 1706-nucleotide messenger RNA. RefSeq names its product NAD(P)(+)--arginine ADP-ribosyltransferase 2-like. The coding region runs from base 78 to 992 and encodes 304 amino acids. Gene Ontology annotation, molecular function: NAD+-protein-arginine ADP-ribosyltransferase activity; NAD+ poly-ADP-ribosyltransferase activity. The transcript is spliced from 3 exons. The record is from RefSeq and is a predicted model, not a curated record. Lineage: Eukaryota; Metazoa; Chordata; Aves; Passeriformes; Hirundinidae.